AUGGGCGAGCUGGGCCGGCAGUCGGCGGCCGGCAGCCCGCAGCACGCGAUACCGCCCGCCCCCGCCCCCGCGUCCGCCCCCGCCCCCGCCCCCGCGCCCGACGCGCACAUGGACUCCUACCACCACCAGCCGAUGGGCAUGUCGGGCGUACUGUCGGCCGCGCAGUCGCAGUACCUGUCGCAGCUCACGCAGCAGUCGCAGCGGCACGACAACAGCGUGUACACGACGAACUACGGCGUGUACGCAUCAUCGGACGUGAGCGGUCAACGUAAACCUCAACGGGCGAGAGUGCCGCCUCCAUCCAAGAUCCCGUCGUCAGCGGUGGAGAUGCCGGGCGGGGGCGAGGUGUUCCUGGACGUGCAGUUCGGCGCGUUGGAGCCCGACGCGUUACAGGACGCGCAGAGUCCCGCAGCCAGUACCGAGCAGACGUCUUCUCCCCCACCUUGUAUACAGUCCGCUGAUAACAUGUUGAGCGAGAGCGCGCCCGGCUGCGAGGCGGCCGAGCCCGCCCCCGCCUCCGCCCCCGCCCCCGCCCCCGCCCCCGCCUCCGCGCCCACGGCUUUAGAAAAACAAUUGACAGCAUCGAUGAAACAACUGACAGUUAGUGAACCCACGCCCACAGCGCCUACGCAUCAUUACCAUCAAAGGCCAAAGAGCGUGACGGCGACGGUGGCGGCGACCGCGGCGGCCGGCAGCACCACGCAGGCGUGCGUGUACCACGCGGUCUCGCACCACCCCGCCGUGUACCCCGCCACGGUGUACCCCCCGCAGGUGAACUCGAGCAACGCGUCGCUGACGGGCGCGUCGGCCAUCUCGGGCUCGCAGUACCCCUCCAGCGUCACGCUCACGCAGUACCAGCCCAUGAUCAACUCCUACCAGCAGACGUCGUCGUCGGGCGGCGCGUACUCGGGCAGCGCGCUGUACACGGCCGCGCCCUACUACCACCAGCCGCCCCACCACACGCCCCACACGCCCCACACGCCGCACACUCCCCACACGCCGCCCAAGCACAAGGAGCCGCAGCAAUACGACAGUUCUGUAGCGUCGAGUAACAGUUUAACGAACACAUCGACCACGCAGACGUCCACGGCCAAAGUCACAGCGACCACAAAUGCGCACGCGAGUAGUGGCAGCGGCAGCGGGAGCGGCGGCGGCGGCAACCCCGGCACCACCGCGCCCCCCUCCACGCCCUACGCGCCCGCCGCGCUCUACACUGCAGGAGUCGGAGGAGUAGGAGGUGGAUAUGCAUACGAGGAGGCACAGUUGAUGCGAGGAGGGACCACGUUACCACAUCAUAUGGGCGGCUACUACGAGGUGGGGUACGGCGGCAGCGUGCGCGAGGGCGGCUUCGGCCUGGGCGCGGCCGACAGGUUCUCGCGCACCGACGCCGCCUCGCCGCAGCAGGUCCCGGCAGCGUUACCGCCGGGCUACGCGUAUUUCUACCAACCACCACCCACCACAUACCAAUACGGAGUAUAUCCCACGUACGGCGGGGGAUCGAGCGUGGGCGGCGUGGGCGGGGUGGGCGGCGUGACGGGCGUGGGCGGAGUGGGCGGCGUGGGCGGAGUGUCGGGCGUGGGCGGCGUGGGCUCGGCCGCGGCCGGCAAAGUCAGUACCUACACGCCGCAGCAGCCGCCCUACGACGCGCAGGACUCCUACAAACCCGCGGGCGGGUACUCGGCGGGCGCGGGCAAGGCGCAGGGGCAGGAGCUGGCCGCCAACAUGUACAAGGGGCACGUGGCACUCAACAAGGUCAAUAGCUACGAGAAGGCGGGCUUCCACAGCGGCACGCCGCCGCCCUUCGGCGCCUCGCACCUGUACAUCCCCGCGCCGCACCACCACCACCACCUCCACUCGCAGCACCAGAUGGAUGUGCGGGUGAACAAUAGUCAUAGUAGGCGGGAGAGCGGCGCGGGCGCGGGGGGCGGGGGCGGGCGCAGCAGCGCGGCCAAGCCGCCACCCACCAAGCCCUCCUACUCACAGUCUUACUGGACGCCCAACUAGCAGGACGUGCCGAUGUACAUAGAGGCAGUAGUGAUGAGCGGCGAGGACCGCCGUGCUGUAACAUAACCGCGACCGAACGAAACUAUGUUUAAAUAAAUACCAUUAAUUGUUUUUUAAAUUUAUAGUGUAAUGCGCCCCGGCGCCGUCUCAUUUAAGUCCACUCCUUGUAGGUUAUUGUUUAAAAAGAAAUUAAUUGUAGUGCUAUGUAUAUCUUAUAUUUAUAUAUAAAAACUUAUGUAUAUGUAUGUAAGCGUUCGGUACGCUAUGCGCGCCGAAUUUUUUGUAUUUAGUUGACAGACUUUUGUAAUUACAUAAUUAUUAUAAUGAUAAAAGAAAUGUCAUAGGGUCGAUAAUCGUGUUGUAAUAGUACCGUAUAUUGAUAGUCGAGGUCUUUUUUUAUGUGAAAGAAUGCAGUUGAUCUCGCGGGCAUUUGAAAGUAUGAGGGAAUUACACAUAUUGGAACU
This is a messenger RNA of Diatraea saccharalis (sugarcane borer), 2468 nucleotides long. NCBI's taxonomy places the organism in Eukaryota, Metazoa, Arthropoda, Insecta, Lepidoptera, Crambidae. The record is from the annotation of a GenBank genome assembly.